GAGUAAUGAGUGGUGUAGGCCAGGGCAGGCAGGAGGCUGGAGCUGUUGGCGCAGGAGCGUGGAUUGGUGACCAGGCAUGGCUAUGGCAUUCUGCCCCAAAGAUCAGUACUGGGACUCCUCAAGGAAAUCCUGUGUCUCCUGUGCACUGACCUGCAGCCAGAGGAGCCAGCGCACCUGUACAGACUUCUGCAAAUUCAUCAAUUGCCGAAAAGAGCAAGGCAGGUACUACGACCAUCUCCUGGGGGCCUGCGUCAGCUGUGACUCCACCUGCACACAGCACCCUCAGCAGUGUGCCCACUUCUGUGAGAAAAGGCCCAGAAGCCAGGCGAACCUCCAGCCCGAGCUCGGGAGACCACAGGCCGGGGAGGUGGAAGUCAGGUCAGACAACUCAGGAAGGCACCAGGGAUCUGAGCAUGGUCCAGGAUUGAGGCUAAGUAGCGACCAGCUGACUCUCUACUGCACACUGGGGGUCUGCCUCUGCGCCAUCUUCUGCUGUUUCUUGGUGGCCUUGGCCUCCUUCCUCAGGCGUAGAGGAGAGCCACUACCCAGCCAGCCUGCCGGGCCACGUGGGUCACAAGCAAACUCUCCCCACGCCCACCGCCCCGUGACAGAGGCUUGCGACGAGGUGACCGCGUCACCCCAGCCUGUGGAAACGUGUAGCUUCUGCUUCCCGGAGCGCAGUUCUCCCACUCAGGAGAGCGCGCCGCGUUCGCUCGGGAUACACGGCUUCGCGGGCACUGCCGCCCCGCAGCCCUGUAUGCGUGCAACAGUAGGCGGCCUGGGUGUCCUGCGCGCAUCCACUGGGGACGCUCGUCCGGCAACUUGACAGCCCGAAAAAUAAAAAAGACAAUUUAGAGGAUGGAGUGACAGAGGGGGAAAGGGAUGGAGAAGAGACAGAUGAAGACACGAUAAAGGAAGCCCGGCUGCACCCACGCAGAGCAACAAAGCAACCACCUGCAGCGCCCACGUUCCCAGCACCGCCUGUGCCUGCCGCUGUGUCCUAUACUUUCCAGAGCAGUCAACCUGUGCCUUUUUUCUUUAGUCGAGAAAGAUGGAGAAUGACCGGCACCUAGCAUUACCCUUACAAUUCUUACAAACAAGUGGUCUUUCCUAUGGCCUUAGGCAGAUAGCUGAGUGCAGUGUGGAUGUAUUUGUGAUUUAAGUAACUUGUAUGUGUAUGUGCAGAUUCGGGGUUAUGUCAUAUGUGCAUGUAUACGUGAGUUGUGUGUCUGUAUGAGUUGUGUGUAUAUGUGCGCCUAUAAAUAUGUGUGUGAAUUCUGUGCAUGCAGAUGUGUGUGUACAUAUGUGUCUGGCUGAUGUGGUAUAGCCAGAAAGAUGAGGGCCCUUCUAGGUGAAGGCCAAACAUCUAAAAACCAUCUAGGUGAUGGGUGUUACCUUGACCUCAGCAAGAGUCUGUUCAAUUGCAUCACUUUUUAUGGGCACCUGUGCUUAUCUCUUAAAACUUCCAGGUGCAUGAAAAUACUCUCAGAAGCAUUUCCCAGCAAGCUGAAGGGUGAGACGGUACACUUCACCCUUGUUACCCAGGCAGGCUUCUGAACCCCAAAGGCCACACAACAGGUGCCCCUGUUCUCACCAUUCAUCGCUAUCAGGCUGCAUAGGGAGGAGACUGUCUGCACAGAAUAACUCUGACAACAGAUCUAAUAACACAAAGUGGCUGUCCACAGAGUUUGGAAGUCUGCAGUCAAGGUGUCUGCAGAAUUGGCUCUUCCUGAGGCCACACAUGCAAGAUCUGUCCUUGGCUUCUCCUUAACCCACUGGUAGUCCCUCUCCAUUUUUCUGUCUCGGGAUCAUUCUUAUAUUUCAUGUUAUGAUCUGCCUAAUAGCUUCAUUUUGAUUUUCCUGUAAAGAGUCCAUCUCCAAAGAAGGCCACAUUUGAAGCAGUAAGGCUUAGGGAUUUUACUAUAAGUUUUGGAGGACAAGUUCAACCCACAAUGGAGGCCUUGUGAGACCAUCACUGUUUUUAUCCUUGUUGAAAAGUUGCCACCUAGCAAGUUCUUGUCCAAGAUGUGUUGAGCUAGCCUAUGUUGUUCCCACGAUCUACUUCCUACAACAGGACUGAUAGAAAGGCCCUAGCUCCUGCUACAGACAUGCGCUGGUUGUGGGCUGAGGAAUAACACCAGUGCAUGCGCAGACAGGCUCCUGUGCUCAGCCUGUCUGGGAGACGAACCUAUUUCUAGUCUUUAAGAUCUGUGGCUUUAAAAGUCUGCUCACUAGAACCCAAGGGGCUGAAAAUGCAAGACGAUUCUGGAACCAGGGUAGAAGAGAACAGAGGCAUCAAGAACAUAGGGUGCAGAGACCAGCCUCGGCUUCAAAGAAUCGUGAGAAUUUUUGGUCAGCUUUUCAGCAGGUCAUUUGUGUAAAUUUUGUCCUUUACUUUCUGUUUGUAAAGAAUGAGCUCUUUUGCCAAUUUCAUCUGUUGUGUUGGGUCAGCCUGGAGAAUAUAGCCUGGCUCCAUUUGCAAUGUUCCCUUAAAUUGUUUUUAUUAGUAUAUAUUAGUUGAAUAAAACUGUUUUGCUGCAGCUUUUACAAACUUGCAUACAGUAUGCUUUGGUGGUCCUUCCUCCCUGACUCCAUAACUCUCUUCCACAUUCUUCCACUGGUCUCCCCUACACAAUUCCUUACCCUUAUAAGUUCAUGUCUUUAAAAAAAAAAAACCAAAAUCUAGAUUUUGUAAAUGUGAGAAAAGCCGGUAUUCGUCUUUCUUAAUUUUAUUUUCCUAAACGCCCUUACGUAUUGCAACUAUUUCCCCAACGAUAAAGAUCUAUUCAUGUA
This is a messenger RNA of Mus musculus (house mouse), 2793 nucleotides long. RefSeq names its product tumor necrosis factor receptor superfamily, member 13b (gene Tnfrsf13b). The transcript is spliced from 5 exons. The coding region runs from base 77 to 826 and encodes 249 amino acids. Lineage: Eukaryota; Metazoa; Chordata; Mammalia; Rodentia; Muridae. Gene Ontology annotation, cellular component: membrane; plasma membrane. The record is from RefSeq and is marked validated.